This is a messenger RNA of Symbiodinium necroappetens, 1542 nucleotides long. Lineage: Eukaryota; Dinophyceae; Suessiales; Symbiodiniaceae. The record is from the annotation of a GenBank genome assembly.
AUGGUUCUGGGAAAAGAUGCCCCCGCGCCGGCGCGUGCGGAACAGCCGUUUAUCGGGCCGCUGCCCCCGAUGCCUCACGAUGAUGCCGACUAUAAGUGGAUGGAGCACCCGGGCAUGGUCGACAUGCCCACGAAGCGUCACCUCGGUGAGCUGCUGAACGCCAUCAAGGACAUUUCUCCGGAUGGUGCAGAUCGCGAGGUCUGGGACCAGGUGAAAUACCUCGACAUCGACCACUCGGAUCCAGAGAAUAUCAAGUUCGACUACAACAUGAAGCUCUUCAAGAAUGCGACGUAUGCUCACGCGAGGAAACUCCAGCAGAACGUUGAGCAGGUGCCGCCUGAUGACGUCGGGAAGCUGGACGUCAUGCGGCAGAUGCUUUGGGCCCUUUGCGGCAUUGAUGCGUUUCAGAUCCUGUCAAGUAUCGGGCAGAUCGUCACGAAUAUCCGCACUGUGACGGUUGCUUGCAAGAGUCCGUACCCCAUGGAUGCCGCCCAGCAGGAUUUCUGCGCAGCCAUGGUCCAACUGAACCUGGCGAUUUGGGGCUACAUCGCCAUCUACAUCGAAGAUAUGGUCAGCUCCUGCGGUCCAACGUUCAAUGUCCAAGCCGGCUGCUCCAUCGACAUGACCGGCUUCAUGGCUAAUGCUGCUCUGGUCGGUGCAGCCGGUGCCAACAUGAGGUCCAGCUGCCUUCCCAAACAUGGAUACUGGGACGAAAGAAUUGCAAAGAUUGAAGGGCGAACUUUCCCCGGCCAAAUCGGGCCUAACACGGCGACGAACGGCGCGAGACUCUUCGGACCCACAAGUUUUUCUGCGGACCAACUUCGGGCGAUCAACAAGGAGAUCAGAGAGACGCGAGACGAGAGGAUCCGGCAAAACGACAGGUUCAGGUCUCAAUCUUCCGCUGGCCGUGGCUUCCGACGCCUGGAUGAGGAGACGGCCGGAAUGGCGACGCUCCCUGCCGACCCAGUCGCAUCGCAACAGGCCAAAGCUGUAUCCGACAUGGAAGCCAUGCAGACUGGGGCCGCGGACGCGUUGGAAAAGGUCGCGGAUGCCAGCGACCCCGACGACAAGGAGUUCAUCGAUGAAAAAAUGAAGCACGCAGCAGACAGGAUGGGCUUGACCUCAGACGAGAUCAUUGCCCACAAGAAGAAAGAAACUGAGAAAACGUGGAAGCACGUGCAGUGCGGAUUUGAUUUGAGCAAAGCUGUCGCACGUCUGGCGCAGAUGGGCACGCUGAUUGCCAUGUCCACCAAGGACUGCGGCGCCUAUAACUUCGAUGUCAAUGGCCAUCAAGGAAAGACCAAGUGCGCCAUCGACGUCACGGGCGCCAUCGCUUCGGCAGGUAUCGCCUCCAGCAUGAUCACCCUCAGCGUCAUCAACUGCCCUGGGGCAGUAGACUUUACAAGGGCCAUGGGCGAGCGCCUUUGCGCAGCCGCGAUUAUCGAUUUGGUGACGGCCACCACCUAUAUCGGAACAUCUAUUGCUAGUGUGCAGAGCACUUGCGGUUCUCUGGACAACUACCCCGGGGUUCCCGGCACCUAA